AUGGGGCUAAGGUUAGCCAGCCUUUUGAUACUAUGGCUGGCCAUUUGUAACGCAUCUGAAAUUAGAAAAGGAAGAAGUCCUAACCAUGACCAAUAUGUCUGCAGUACCUGGGGGAACAACCACUUCAAAACUUUUGAUGGUGACUUUUACCAAUUUCCUGGUGUCUGUGAUUACAACUUUGUUUCUGACUGCCGAGAGUCCUACAAAGAGUUCUCUGUCCAUAUCCAGCGUGAACUGAAUGACCAAGGACAUCCUGACAUCCAAUAUGUUCUUGUCACAAUUAAGGAUGUUGCAAUCUACCUCUCUCACAAGAUGGUUGUGGUGGAUGGCCAAAUCACAAGGACUCCAUACCAUCGCCCUGGUAUUUUGAUUGAGAAGGACGAUAAAUAUAGUAAAGUCUAUUCUAAAGUGGGCCUGGUUCUGAUAUGGAACAGAAACGAUGCCUUGAUGGUUGAGCUUGACAGCAAGUUUCAAAACUAUACAUGUGGUCUUUGCGGGGAUUAUAAUGGCCUGCAGAUCUACAAUGAAUUCAUCUCCAAUGGACUGAAAUACAACCCAAUCAUAUUUGGAAACCUCCAGAAGAUUAACAACCCCCAAACAGUAUGUGAAGACCCUGAUGAGGCACAGACUGUCAAAUCCUGCAACCUGCAUCGUGAAGAGUGUGAGAAGCUGCUGACUUCUCCAGCUUUUGCGGACUGUCAAUCCCGCCUUAAUCUGGAACAGUAUAUUCAAGCUUGCAUGCAGGACAGAUGUGCUUGUCAGCCCACUGAGGACUCCUUCUGCCUCUGCAGCACCAUCUCGGAGUUUUCGCGCCAGUGCUCCCAUGCUGGUGGCAAGCCUCAGAAUUGGAGGACAGCCCAACUGUGCCCUGAAUCAUGUCCUGGAAAUAUGGUAUACUUGGAAAGUGCUUCACCAUGUAUGGACACCUGUUCACACCUGGAGAUCAGCAAACUAUGUGAAGAGCAUUAUAUGGAUGGCUGUUUUUGUCCUGAAGGCACAGUAUAUGAUGACAUCACUGGGAAAGGCUGUGUGUCCACAAGCCAAUGUUACUGUAAACUUCAUGGGAAGCUAUUUGCUCCUGGUCAAGACAUCACCAAUGAAUGUGAAAACUGCACUUGUGCAUCAGGUAGAUGGAUAUGCCAGGAUUUGCCCUGUCCAAGCACAUGUGCAGUGGAGGGUGGCACUCAUAUUACUACCUUUGAUGGGAAGAAAUAUAUCUUCCAUGGAGACUGCUACUACGUGUUGGCCAAGACUAGUAAAAAUGACUCGCAUGUCCUCUUAGGAGAGCUGGGCCCUUGCAGUUCUACAGAAAAACAGACAUGCCUAAAGACGGUUGUUCUCUUAACAGAUCACAGGAAAAAUGUUGUAGUUUUCAAAUCAGAUGGGACUGUAUUACUGAAUGAGCUGGAGAUUCAUUUGCCUCAUAAAGCAGCCAGCUUCUCAGUUUUCCAGCCAUCAUCCUACUACAUUAUUGUGCAGACUUCCUUUGGCCUCAAGCUGCAGAUUCAGCUGUCUCCAGUGAUGCAGUUGUUUGCUGUAGUGGAUCAGUCUGUCAAGGGAAUACUCCAAGGUCUUUGUGGGAAUUUCAAUGGAAUAGCAAGUGAUGAUUUCAAAACAUCAGGUGGAUUGGUUGAAGCAACAGGGGCUUCCUUUGCUAAUACCUGGAAAGCACAAGCCAGCUGCCCUGACAAGCUGGAUAACUGGGAAAAUCCUUGCACUCUUAGCCUUGAACAUGAAAAUUAUGCUGAACAUUGGUGCUCUUUGCUGAAAAGUACACAAACUCUUUUUGCCAGAUGCCACUCAGUCCUUGAUCCAACAGAUUAUUAUAAGCGUUGCAAGUAUGAUACAUGCAGCUGUAACUCCAAUGAAGAAUGCUUGUGUGCUGCCCUAUCCUCUUAUGCAAGAGCCUGUGCCUUCAAAGGUGUCAUGUUGUGGGGCUGGAGAAAUGAUAUCUGCAACAAAGAAGUGUCCUCCUGCCCAGCCACCCAGGUCUUCCGUUACAAUCUGACUACCUGCCAGCGAUCCUGCCGCUCUCUUUCUGAUGGUGAUAAGCAUUGCUUGGAAGGUUUCACCCCAGUAGAUGGCUGUGGCUGCCCUGAUAAUACCUACAUGAAUGACAAAGGCACCUGUGUGCCCAUAUCUCAGUGCCCAUGUUAUUACAAAGACUCAUUUGUGCAGCCUGGAAGUAUUGUCAUGAAACAAGAGGAGCGCUGUACUUGCAAAAAUGGAAGAUUUCAUUGUAGAAAGUUCUCAGUGAUCUAUAUUUAUUUUACAGAAUGUCUGCACAAUAAGACAUAUUUUGACUGCAACAACAUUAGCUCUUGGUGGUCUCCUCAAACACCAGUUCAACUUAGCUGCCAAACGCUGGGUACCGAACAUUUCCAAAGAGAGUGCAUCUCAGGAUGUGUGUGUCCUGAAGGAUUGAUUGACGAUGGGAGAGAUGGAUGUGUUAAAGAAGAGGAUUGCCCAUGCAUUCAUAACAAUGAUUUUUAUUCCCCUGGAGACAAAAUAAAAGUGGACUGCAACACAUGUACUUGUCAAAAAGGAAGCUGGAGGUGCACCAACACUGCUUGCUAUGGGACAUGUAAUAUUUAUGGAAGCGGCCAUUUUAUUACCUUUGAUGGAAAAUUUUAUGACUUUGAUGGUAGCUGUGAUUAUGUGGCUACCCAGGAUUACUGUGGCAACAAAAGCGCGGAGGGAACAUUUAGUGUCAUCACAGAGAAUGUCCCAUGUGGAAACACAGGAGUCACCUGCUCCAAGGCCAUUAAAUUGUUUCUAGGGAAUAUUGAGCUGAAGUUGGAAGAAAAAAAGAUUGAAAAAAUUGUGCAGAAUAACAAUAGUGGUGUGACUUAUUGGAUUCGUGAGCAAGUUGGACUGUACAUUGUAGUUGAAGUCAGCAGUGGUAUUAUGCUCAUCUGGGACAAGAAGACAACUAUUUUCAUCAAGCUGACACCACAUUAUAAAGGAAAAGUCUGUGGCUUAUGUGGUAACUUUGAUGACAUGGCCAGCAAUGACUUCACAACGAGAAGCAUGGUUCAAGUGACCAGUACACUGACAUUUGGAAAUUCAUGGAAAAUGGCUCCUUCAUGCCCUGAUGUGGAGGUAGACAUUCAGCCCUGUGAAGUGAGACCUCAUCGCAGAUCCUGGGCAGAGAAAGAGUGCAGCAUCAUCAAAAGUAAAAGUUUUGAAAAAUGCCAUUAUAAGGUGGAUCCAGAGCAAUACUAUGAAGCCUGUGUACAUGAUGCUUGUGCCUGUGACAGUGGUGGGGAUUGUGAGUGCUUCUGUACUGCAGUUGCUGCCUAUGCUCAAGAAUGCAUCAAAGCUGGAGCUUGUAUCCACUGGAGGACUCCUGAGAUAUGCCCAAUCUUCUGUGACUACUACAACCCUUCUCCAGAAAUAUGUGAAUGGCACUAUGAGCCCUGCGGGCGUGACAUUCUAAGUUGCAAGGUCCUUACUCAAGUCAACACCAACUUUUCAUUGCCAUUUUUGGAAGGUUGCUACCCACGAUGUCCUCCAGAGACCCCUAUCUUCAAUGAGGAGACCUCCACAUGUGUGACCGAGGUGGAAUGUACUGGCUGCUAUUUCGAAGACGUUUACUACCCAAAUGGCGCGUUGAUACCCACAUAUAAGCCCAGAGAACUGUGUCAGGAAUGUUUCUGUGUUCGACUGGGAACAGUGGACUGCAAGCCUAAAAAUGGCUGCUGUAUUUAUGAAGGCGAAGAGUAUAAUGUUGGAGACAUCAUCCUGGAGAGAAAUGGAUCCAUCUGUUUCGAAUUAAUAUGCACAUUAGAUGGCCUUCAGGUUGUACAUGUACACCCCUGCAGUACAACUGUGACUCCCACAACUACUGUUUCAACUACCUCUUCCACCACGAUUACAACCACCACACCUCCAUGCAUCUGCGAAUGGAGUCAAUGGUAUGAUGUCAGUUUUCCCAAAGAUGAACCAGGAGGUGGUGACUAUGAGACAUACGAUGCGAUAAGGAAUAAAGGAUAUGAAUUGUGUGCAGCCCCACUAGAUAUACAUUGCAGAGCUAAAGCAUCACCUGAUCUAACUUUGGAAGAGCUGGGACAGAAAGUGGAUUGUAAUGUUACUCAUGGAUUCAUUUGUAGAAAUGAUGACCAGGACAAAAGCCUCUGGAACCUCUGCUAUAAUUAUGAGAUCAGUGUAUUCUGCUGCCCAUUUCCAUGCUCAACUACAACAGGAACUACAUCUCCGACCACAUCGCCUACCACUACAAAACUAUCUACCACCCCACCAACUACAACCACACCAGCUUCUACUACAACCAUGCCACCGACCACCACACCAACCAUCAUUCCUACCACUACUUCUACACCAACUACUACUCUUAUUACUACUCCUGCACCAUCUACCACCACACCAACUAUUUCUCCAACUACAACCACCACCAUUACAACAACUACUAUUACUACUACAAGAAGCACAACAGCACCUUGUCCUGAAACUGAAAUAUGUGAGUGGUCAGGGUGGAUUGACGUGAGUUACCCAAUUUUUGGUUCUGAAUAUGGUGACUAUGAAACCUAUGAUAACAUCAGAGCACACGGCAUAGAGAUCUGUGAGAGGCCGCAGAACAUAUCCUGCCGAGCAGAGAAAUUUCCUGACAGAUCUAUCAAGGAUUUGGAACAAGACGUGACCUGUGAUGUUUCGAUUGGGCUUAUUUGCAACAACAAAGAUCAGGUUCCUGGGACUGCCAUGCCUGCGCCUAUGUGUCUGAACUAUCAGAUCCGGGUAUACUGCUGCAUAUGCCCACCCCCCCAAAAUAACACUACAACGCCAACUACCACUACUACCUCCACAUCACCUACCACCACACCAACCAUCACUCCUACCAUUACGUCUACACCAACUACAACUCCUAUUUCUACUUCAACGCCAUCUACUACCACACCAACCAUAACUCCUACCAUUACAUCUACACCAACUACAGCCCCUAUUUCUACUUCAACACCAUCUACCACCACGCCAACUAUUUCUCCAACUACAACCGCUACUACUCCACAUAGCACCACAGUGAGUAGUCCAGAGCCAGCACCUUGUCCUGAAACUGAAAUAUGUGAGUGGUCAGGGUGGAUUGACGUGAGUUACCCAAUUUUUGGUUCUGAAUAUGGUGACUAUGAAACCUAUGAUAACAUCAGAGCACACGGCAUAGAGAUCUGUGAGAGGCCGCAGAACAUAUCCUGCCGAGCAGAGAAAUUUCCUGACAGAUCCAUCAAGGAUUUGGAACAAGACGUGACCUGUGAUGUUUCGACUGGGCUUAUUUGCAACAACAAAGAUCAGGUUCCUGGGACGGCCAUGCCUGCGCCUAUGUGUCUGAACUAUCAGAUCCGCGUGUACUGCUGCAUAUGCCCAACCACAACACCAACUACCACUACUACCUCCACAUCACCUACCACCACACUAACCAUCACUCCUACCAUUACGUCUACACCAACUACAACUCCUAUUUCUACUUCAACGCCAUCUACUACCACACCAACUAUAACUCCUACUGUUACAUCUACACCAACUACAACUCCUAUUUCUACUUCAACACCAUCUACCACCACGCCAACUAUUUCUCCAACUACAACCGCUACUACUCCACAUAGCACCACAGUGAGUAGUCCAGAGCCAGCACCUUGUCCUGAAACUGAAAUAUGUGAGUGGUCAGGGUGGAUUGACGUGAGUUACCCAAUUUUUGGUUCUGAAUAUGGUGACUAUGAAACCUAUGAUAACAUCAGAGCACACGGCAUAGAGAUCUGUGAGAGGCCGCAGAACAUAUCCUGCCGAGCAGAGAAAUUUCCUGACAGAUCCAUCAAGGAUUUGGAACAAGACGUGACCUGUGAUGUUUCGAUUGGGCUUAUUUGCAACAACAAAGAUCAGGUUCCUGGGACUGCCAUGCCUGCGCCUAUGUGUCUGAACUAUCAGAUCCGGGUAUACUGCUGCAUAUGCCCAACCACAACACCAACUACCACUACUACCUCCACAUCACCUACCACCACACUAACCAUCACUCCUACCAUUACGUCUACACCAACUACAACUCCUAUUUCUACUUCAACGCCAUCUACUACCACACCAACCAUAACUCCUACUGUUACAUCUACACCAACUACAACUCCUAUUUCUACUUCAACACCAUCUACCACCACGCCAACUAUUUCUCCAACUACAACCGCUACUACUCCACAUAGCACCACAGAAUUUCUGACUAUAGUCGCUUCAACACCAACGUCACCAAGCAUCACUGGAACUCAGACCCCAAGUCCAACUGCACCCACCAGCACUCAAACCCCUUCAACAACCACAACUCAGGUGAGUAAAUUUAUAAUACCAGCAUGUUAUAAUGCACUGCAUUUGGUGUUUUCUAAUGAGCUUCAUCUUUGUUUUGCAGCUGAAUGCAUCAUGUGCUACUGGUCUUCGUGGAUUAGUGUGAGUAAACCAAACUACAACGACAAAGAUGGUGGAGACAAUGAAACCUAUGUGAAAAUCAGAGAAGAGGGCAUAGAUAUCUGCACACAACCAUUAAACAUUUCAUGCAGAGCUAAAGAUUUUCCUCAUGUACCCCUUGAAGAACUGGGACAAGAGUUGGUAUGUGACGUUUCCACAGGACUAAUCUGUAAAAACAAAGACCAAAUCCAAGGGGGUGUGGCAACAAUGUGUCUCGAUUACGAAAUCAGUGUUGAGUGCUGUGGUCCUUGCGUCAGCACUACAACAGGAACCUCUACGACACCAGUCUCGACUCCUGGGGUACACUCCUCGACUACAACGGCAACGACAACAAUACCGUGCUCCACUGAAGAAACAGAACCAGGGAUGUCUACUUCAGAAGUUACAACAACCACACCUACACCAACCCCCACAGGGAGUACAACUACAACUACAAUCACUGUGCCAACAAGCAGCCCUACAGGGACAAGUACAACCCCAUCUACAUCCACCAUAACCACUAUGACUUCUCCAACAACCCCCACUGAGACAGUAUCCACAACAACUGCUCCACCUACACCAACCCCCACGGAGAGCUCAACUACAACCACAUCCACAACAACAACAACAACUACCACUGGAACUCCAACUCCAAGUACAACUACUUCAACCACAACUGGGCCAACAACCACCCCUACUGAGACAAGUACCACCACCUCAACCACCACAACCUCUCCAACAACUCCCACAGUGACUGUAUCCACAACAACACCUACACCAACCCCCACAGAGAGCUCAACUACAACAACAUCCACAACAACAACUACUACUGAAACUCCAACUCCAAGUACAACUACUUCUACUACAACUGGGCCAACAACCACCCCUACUGAGACAAGUACCACCACCUCAACCACCACCAUGACCUCUCCAACAACACCCACUGUGACUGUAUCCACAACAACACCUACACCUACACCAACACCCACGGAGAGCUCAACUACAACCACAUCUACAACAACAACAACUACCACUGGAACUCCAACUCCAAGUACAACUACUUCAACUACAACUGGGCCAACAACCACCCCUACUGAGACAAGUACCACCACAUCAACAACCACCACGACCUCUCCAACAACCCCCACUGUGACUGUAUCCUUAACAACACCUACACCUACACCAACCCCCACGGAGAGCUCAACUACAACCACAUCCACAACAACCACAACAACUACCACUGGAACUCCAACUCCAAGUACAACUACUUCAACCACAACUGGGCCAACAACCACCCCUACUGAGACAAGUACCACCACAUCUACAACCACCACGACCUCUCCAACAACCCCCACUGUGACUGUAUCUUCAACAACACCUACACCUACACCAACCCCCACGGAGAGCUCAACUACAACCACAUCCACAACAACAACAACAACUACCACUGGAACUCCAACUCCAAGUACAACUACUUCAACCACAACUGGGCCAACAACCACCCCUACUGAGACAAGUACGACCACACCUACAACCACCACGACCUCUCCAACAACCCCCAAUGUGACUGUAUCCACAACAACACCUACACCAACCCCCACGGAGACCUCAACUACAACCACAUCCACAACAACAACAACAACUACCACUGGAACUCCAACUCCAAGUACAACUACUUCAACCACAACUGGGCCAACAACCACCCCUACUGAGACAAGUACGACCACACCUACAACCACCACGACCUCUCCAACAACCCCCACUGUGACUGUAUCCUCAACAACACCUACACCUACACCAACACCCACGGAGAGCUCAACUACAACCACAUCCACAACAACAACAACUACCACUGGAACUCCAACUCCAAGUACAACUACUUCUACCACAACUGGGCCAACAACCACCCCUACUGAGACAAGUACCACCACCUCAACAACCACCACGACCUCUCCAACAACACCCACUGUGACUGUAUCCACAACAACACCUACACCAACCCCCACGGAGAGCUCAACUACAACCACAUCCACAACAACAACAACAACUACCACUGGAACUCCAACUCCAAGUACAACUACUUCAACCACAACUGGGCCAACAACCACCCCUACUGAGACAAGUACCACCACAUCUACAACCACCACGACCUCUCCAACAACCCCCACUGUGACUGUAUCUUCAACAACACCUACACCUACACCAACCCCCACGGAGAGCUCAACUACAACCACAUCCACAACAACAACAACUACCACUGGAACUCCAACUCCAAGUACAACUACUUCAACCACAACUGGGCCAACAACCACCCCUACUGAAACAAGUACCUCCACCUCAACAACUACCACGACCUCUCCAACAACCCCCACUGUGACUGUAUCCUCAACAACACCUACACCUACACCAACACCCACGGAGAGCUCAACUACAACCACAUCCACAACAACAACAACUACCACUGGAACUCCAACUCCAAGUACAACUACUUCAACCACAACUGGGCCAACAACCACCCCUACUGAGACAAGUACCUCCACCUCAACAACCACCACGACCUCUCCAACAACACCCACUGUGACUGUAUCCUCAACAACACCUACACCUACACCAACCCCCACGGAGAGCUCAACUACAACCACAUCCACAACAACAACAACAACUACCACUGGAACUCCAACUCCAAGUACAACUACUUCAACCACAACUGGGCCAACAACCACCCCUACUGAGACAAGUACCACCACAUCUACAACCACCACGACCUCUCCAACAACACCCACUGUGACUGUAUCUUCAACAACACCUACACCUACACCAACCCCCACGGAGAGCUCAACUACAACCACAUCCACAACAACAACAACUACCACUGGAACUCCAACUCCAAGUACAACUACUUCAACCACAACUGGGCCAACAACCACCCCUACUGAAACAAGUACCUCCACCUCAACAACUACCACGACCUCUCCAACAACACCCACUGUGACUGUAUCCUCAACAACACCUACACCUACACCAACCCCCACGGAGAGCUCAACUACAACCACAUCCACAACAACAACAACAACUACCACUGGAACUCCAACUCCAAGUACAACUACUUCAACCACAACUGGGCCAACAACCACCCCUACUGAGACAAGUACGACCACACCUACAACCACCACGACCUCUCCAACAACCCCCACUGUGACUGUAUCCUCAACAACACCUACACCUACACCAACCCCCACAGAGAGCUCAACUACAACCACGUCCACAACAACAACAACAACAACUACCACUGGAACUCCAACUCCAAGUACAACUACUUCAACCACAACUGGGCCAACAACCACCCCUACUGAGACGAGUACCACCACCUCAACAACCACCACGACCUCUCCAACAACCCCCACUGUGACUGUAUCCUCAACAACACCUACACCAACCCCCACGGAGAGCUCAACUACAACCACAUCCACAACAACAACAACUACCACUGGAACUCCAACUCCAAGUACAAGUACUUCAACCACAACUGGGCCAACAACCACCCCUACUGAAACAAGUACCUCCACCUCAACAACUACCACGACCUCUCCAACAACCCCCACUGUGACUGUAUCCUCAACAACACCUACACCAACACCCACGGAGAGCUCAACUACAACCACAUCCACAACAACAACAACUACCACUGGAACUCCAACUCCAAGUACAACUACUUCAACCACAACUGGGCCAACAACCACCCCUACUGAGACAAGUACCUCCACCUCAACAACCACCACGACCUCUCCAACAACACCCACUGUGACUGUAUCCUCAACAACACCUACACCUACACCAACCCCCACGGAGAGCUCAACUACAACCACAUCCACAACAACAACAACUACCACUGGAACUCCAACUCCAAGUACAACUACUUCAACCACAACUGGGCCAACAACCACCCCUACUGAGACAAGUACCACCACCUCAACAACCACCACCACCUCUCCAACAACUCCCACUGUGACUGUAUCCACAACAACACCUACACCAACCCCCACAGAGAGCUCAACUACAACCACAUCCACAACAACCACAACAACAACAACUACCACUGGAACUCCAACUCCAAGUACAACUACAUCACCCACCACACCAACUAGUUCUCCAUCUACAACUACUAGUACCACAGAAUUUCUGACUAUAGUCGCUUCAACACCAACGUCACCAAGCAUCACUGGAACUCAGACCCCAAGUCCAACUGCACCCACCAGCACUCAAACCCCUUCAACAACCACAACUGAUUCUGCCUUGACUUUUGCAACAACAGCAACAAAAGUAAAUUUAUACCCAGUGCCCACACUUGUAACUUUGGUGCAGAGUUCAAAAGCUGAAUGCAUCAUGUGCUACUGGUCUUCAUGGAUUAGUGUGAGUAAACCAAACUACAACGACAAAGAUGGUGGAGACAAUGAAACCUAUGUGAAAAUCAGAGAAGAGGGCAUAGAUAUCUGCACACAACCAUUAAACAUUUCAUGCAGAGCUAAAGAUUUUCCUCAUGUACCCCUUGAAGAACUGGGACAAGAGUUGGUAUGUGACGUUUCCACAGGACUAAUCUGUAAAAACAAAGACCAAAUCCAAGGGGGUGUGACAACAAUGUGUCUCGAUUAUGAAAUCAGUGUUUAUUGCUGUGGUCCUUGCGUCAGCACUACAACAGGAACCCCUACGACACCAGUCUCGACUCCUGGGGUACACUCCUCGACUACAACGGCAACGACAACAAUACCGUGCUCCACUGAAGAACCAGAACCAGGGAUGUCUACUUCAGAGGUUACAACAACCACAACCAUCCAAACACCAACAACCACACCUACACCAACCCCCACGGGGAGUACAACUACAAUCACAUCCACACCAACCCCACCAACUACCCCUGGAACUACAACCCAAAGUACAACUACUUCAACCACAACUGGGCCAACAACCACCCCUACAGAGACAAGUGAAACGAUAGAGGUGGGCGAUCACCGAAAUGUGUGUUAUCUUGCCAAUUGCUCACUGUGGUGUGAAGUAGAGUUUCACUAUUGGGAUUGUACAAUUCCAACCACAACCACAACUGUACCAACCACAACCACAAUUAUGCCAACUACAAAUGCGACAGAGCUGACUAUACUCACAAGAAGCCCUACAACUGCAAUUCCUCCUACUUUACCAGUAAAAAAACCAUGUUUAAAUGGGACUGUCCAGCCAGGAGAGACAGGUUGGUUCUGUGACUGUGUCCAGGCCAUCUGCGAUUCGGAUGACAAGUGGGUGCUGGUUCCUGUACCAUGCAUUCCACCACCAAAGCCCGAGUGUUCCAAUGGGCGUGCUCCUGUGCAUGUGCCGAAUGAGGAUGGAUGCUGCUGGCACUGGGAAUGUGACUGUUAUUGCACAGGCUGGGGAGACCCACAUUAUGUGACAUUUGACGGCCAGUAUUACAGUUUCCAAGGGAAUUGUACCUAUACCCUAGUGGAAGAGAUUACACAAACAGUUGACAACUUUGGAGUGUACAUUGAUAAUUACCACUGUGAUGCACGGGAACCAGUCUCCUGCCCACGUACACUCAUUGUAAAGCAUGAGACCCUGGAAGUGCGCCUAACAACAGUCAGACUGGACCCUAUGAAACUACAGGUGCUUGUGAAUGGGCAGACAGUGGCUUUACCUCUCAAAAAAUACGGUGUGAAAGUUUAUGAGUCAGGUUUAAACCACGUGGUGGAAAUUCCUGCAUUGCGCAUGAAUGUAACCUACAAUGGCUUGUCCUUCACUAUUAAAAUGCCCUAUCAGCUGUUUGGCAACAACACCCAGGGACAGUGUGGCACAUGCACCAACGAUACUGCAGAUGACUGUAUGUUACGCAGCGGAGCUAUUAUAGAUUCCUGUGAAGUAAUGGCAUAUGACUGGGUCGUUGAUGAUCCCACCAAGCCAGAGUGCCCUCACCUUCCUCCAAGUCUGAAGCCAACAGUCCAGCCCCCGGACUCAUGCAAACCCUCUCCACUCUGUGAGCUUUUAAAGGAAAGUGUAUUCCAGAAGUGUCAUGCAGCUGUUGAUCCUGAAAACUUCUAUAAAGCCUGCAGCUUUGAUAGUUGUGUGAUGCCUGUACGUAACAUCGAAUGUGCAAGUCUUCAGAUCUAUGCAGCAACCUGUGCAGACCAAGGUGUCUGCAUUGAUUGGCGAGGGCAUACCAACGGCUCAUGUCCUGCCCAAUGUCCAUCUAACAAAGUUUACAAAGCCUGCGGUCCUUCUGAAGUGGUCACUUGCAAAUCAGGCGUAAUCAACCAAACACAACAGAUAGAAGGCUGUUUCUGCCCUGAGGGAACAACACUUUAUGACACUGGUGUGGAUGUCUGUGUGAAAACCUGUGGAUGCGUUGGACCUGAUAAUAUACCAAGGAAGUUUGGGGAGAACUUUCAGUUUGACUGCAAGGAUUGUGUUUGCCUGGAAGGAGGCAAUGGCAUAAUCUGUGAACCCCAUAAAUGUCCAGCAACACCUGAUAAAACACCGUGUGUAGGAGAAGGCUUCUACACGCUCACUGAAGUCAAUCCUGAUGACAAAUGCUGUUCUGAAACUGUUUGUGUAUGCAACACUAGUAACUGCUCAACCCCACCUCCUCAGUGUGCUCCAGGAUUUGAGACUGUUACUGACACGCCAACAGGCCACUGCUGUCCUGUUCAUCGGUGUGUUGCCAAAGGUGUUUGUGUGGAUAAUGGUAAUGAAUACAAGCCUGGUUCACAAAUCCUAGGACAGAAGUGCCAGCAAUGUGUGUGUACGAAGCAACAAGACAACAGUACUCAGCUGAAUAUCAUCCAUUGUGACCAUGUCCCAUGUAAUGUGAAAUGUGAAACAGGAUAUUCUCUUACACCACAGCCUGGUGAAUGCUGCGGGAAAUGUGUACAGACAAGCUGUGUCAUACAAACAAGUGAAGAGGUUCUCAUCUUAAACCCCGCAGAACAAAAGAGUGAUCCCAAGGACAACUGUACCAUUUACACCUGCAUGAGGAUCAAUACGCAGCUGAUUUCUUCCACUUCAGUGAUAAGUUGCUCACCAUUUAAUGAGGAGCGAUGUCAACCUGGCACUAUUACAUUAUUGCCUAGUGGCUGCUGUAAAACAUGUAUACCUUCUGUGACGGAAACAACACCAGCAUGCUCUCCUGCUAAAACAAUGGACUAUAUUCUUUAUGAUGGUUGCCGUUCCGAGGAACCGAUCUCUGUGACUCAGUGUGAGGGAAGAUGUGAAACUUCCUCAAUAUAUUCUGCUGAUGCCAACUCAAUGAAGCACAUGUGCAGCUGCUGUAGGGAGUCAAAGACAGUCCAGAAGGAAAUCACACUGGUAUGUCCUGAUGGAAAGAACAAGACACACAGCUACCUCCAUGUAGAAAGUUGUGAGUGCCUCACCACUGAAUGUACUGAAUCACAGUCGUCAAACACCCGUCACACUCAGCGCAGGAGGAGCAGUGAACAAACAAGCACAGAACCGUCCAAGGAAAAAGAUGAGCAGCGUGCUAGGAACCAUAGCAGGAGGGCAGUUACAAAAAAAUUUAAGUGA
Elgaria multicarinata webbii is the source of this 13992-nucleotide messenger RNA. RefSeq names its product mucin 2, oligomeric mucus/gel-forming (gene MUC2). Gene Ontology annotation, molecular function: protein binding. The record is from RefSeq and is a predicted model, not a curated record. Lineage: Eukaryota; Metazoa; Chordata; Lepidosauria; Squamata; Anguidae. The transcript has 59 exons. Gene Ontology annotation, cellular component: extracellular matrix. The coding region runs from base 1 to 13992 and encodes 4663 amino acids.